AUGUCUCUGUUUGGCUUGCAGAGGAUUCUGACAUACGGCAGAAGAGCAACCUUCUCGGCGGCGGGCUACGCAGCUGCAAGACCGGCGUAUCCGGCCAGUCUCUUCAAGGCGAUUUUAGCACAUCAUCAGGGCCAACGACGCACCGAUACCGGCUUGCUCUUGGACCUCGGUUGCGGCCACGGGCUGAUUGCGAGAGAGAUGAGCGCCCAUUUCGGCCAGGUCGUCGGACUCGACCCCAGCGCCGGCAUGAUCGAGCAAGCAUCUUCGACGACGCACGAGGCCAACGUCACGUUUCGUCAAGGCGGCAGCGAGGACCUCUCGUUCCUGCCUGACAAGGCCGUCGACAUGGUCGUCUCGGGCCAGGCUGCCCACUGGUUCGAUUACGCCAAGGCCUGGCCGGAGCUCGCUCGGGUGGUCAAGCCCGGCGGGUCGCUCGCCUUCUGGGGCUACAAGGACAACAUCCUCGUCGGCCACGCUCGCGCCAACAGGAUAUUCGACCAGUUCUGCUACGGCGAUGGCGACGUCGCCGCUGGCGUCGAAAGCCUGAAUCGCUACUGGGAGCAGCCGGGGCGCGACAAGGUCCGCAACCUGCUGCGGGAUGUGGAGCCGCCGGCGAAGGAGUGGCAGGAGGUGAAGCGUAUCCUGUACGACGUCGGCGCCGACACGACAGAGAUUCCCGACGGCGAGAGGGCGUGGAUGCGGAUGCGGCUCAACCUGGGUGCCUUGGAGGCGUACGUGCGCACCUUUAGCGCCUUCCAGGGCUGGCGGGACGCGCAUCCCGAGGCGAGAAGCCGGGACGAGGGUGGCGAGGGAGACAUUGCCGACAUGCUCAUGGAUCGCAUCGUCGAGUCGGAGCCGGAAUGGAAGGCCAUGGGGGCGCGGUGGAGGGAGGCCGAAGCCGAGACGGUCUGGGGCACCUACAUUCUCUUGGCGAGAAGGAGCGAGGAGAGGUGA
Messenger RNA from Drechmeria coniospora, 954 nucleotides. RefSeq lists its product as uncharacterized. The record is from RefSeq and is a predicted model, not a curated record. Bases 1 to 954 code for a protein of 317 amino acids. The transcript has 2 exons. Gene Ontology annotation, molecular function: S-adenosylmethionine-dependent methyltransferase activity. Lineage: Eukaryota; Fungi; Ascomycota; Sordariomycetes; Hypocreales; Ophiocordycipitaceae.